Drosophila kikkawai is the source of this 828-nucleotide messenger RNA. RefSeq names its product RAS oncogene family member Rab5 (gene Rab5). Gene Ontology annotation, biological process: vesicle-mediated transport. Gene Ontology annotation, molecular function: GTP binding; GTPase activity. NCBI's taxonomy places the organism in Eukaryota, Metazoa, Arthropoda, Insecta, Diptera, Drosophilidae. The record is from RefSeq and is a predicted model, not a curated record. Gene Ontology annotation, cellular component: endosome.
CCUUGCCAAGUCAUUGAGCAAACCUUUUUUUUUUGGUUAGAAACUCUGAGAAAAGCCGCACAUGUUAUGACUAAAUGGAUCAAUGUUUAUGACAAAGUAAUCGUCACAACCGCAAUCUCUUCCCCGAUCGUAUGUAUUGGGGCUCGAUGAGCAGCUCUUUAUUUUUGUUGACUAGUCUCCCAAGAAAGCUCGGAUCGAUCGGUCGAUCAUGGUGGCGCCCGGGUAUGAGGUGAUAAUCUUGGGGAACUCAAGUGUCGGAAAAUCUUCUCUGCUUUCAUGUUAUGUAAACGGAAAAAUCCCAGAGGAAAGCCAACCCACUGUGGGCGUGGAGUUCCUGGUGAAGACUAUAGCUGAGCCCGAAAUAAAUGCAAAACUAAAGAUCUGGGAUACGGCGGGUCAGAAGCGUUUCAGGGAUAUAUUACGAAAAAAUUACACAAACUUUCCAGGUGCCCUUUUGGUAUACGACAUUCACAAUCGAGAUAGCUAUGACGCCGUGCAGGAAUGGACCUUGGAACUUACAGCUAGGAAAGUUAUACCGAGAAUAGUUAUUGCCUUGGUAGGCCACCAGGCUGAUGUUCUCGAGGAUCGAGUUGUAGCUACAGAAGAGGCUGAAAGAUUUGCCAAAAGAAACGGUUUGAUCUUCUGGGAAACCUCUUCAGUUACAAAUUUAAACGUCAACAGGUGUUUUAUGGACGUUGCAAUUGGUAUAAGAAAUGCCAGAAUCUGCAGUUGCUUUGAGGCAUUAUUGCAUAAAAAACAAUCAAAUUGGUAUUUGUAACAUAUAAUAAUAGAUUUAUAAAUAAAAAUUAUUUCAUAAUACUCAUUGCA